AUGUCUUAUCCUAAAUUGAAUGCCCGCCACAUCCAGAAUCUGAGCAGUGCAACGACAUUAGAACCACAUUGGGGAUAUGCGGACCGAGCUAUACCCUGCACCAACGAUGCCGGUUCAUGUGCCUAUCUCGAUGUUGUCUAUUCGGCUCAUGACCGGGGGAUGCUUUACACUGGCGUCCUCUGGUCAAGCAUUGGGGGCAUUCUAUUGAUCUGGGCCCUGAUCAGACUACUUCACGAGCCAAAUAUAUCGCUCUCUUUAAUUGCACCGCGUCUGGCCGGCAUACGCAAACUUCGAGUCUCUUUUGCGGUGUUAAGCCGUAAAUUUCUACUCCCCGACGCGGCUCACAUGGUCUUCGGCCGUACAACGCGCAUUCAAGUUUUCAUUCUUGCAGCAUUGGCCGGCUAUCUUCUCAUUUUCAGCUUUGUCGGGAUUACCUAUAACACCUGGGUUACGCCUGUCUCCAACAUGGACGGCGUCUACAACACCCGCUCCAGUAUAGGCCCAUGGUCGGAUCGAAUUGGUGUUCUUGCAUACGCACUCACGCCUCUUUCCGUGAUGCUCAGCAGUCGCGAGUCCUUUCUUUCAUUGGUCACCGGUUUACCCUACCAGACCUUCAACUUCCUACAUCGCUGGCUGGGUUACAUUAUCUUCGUGCAAAGCUCGCUGCAUACAAUCGGUUGGUGUAUAGUUGAGCUGAGGCUGUACCAACCACAACCAUCCGUCGGUAUUGAAUGGGUCACACAGACGUACAUGGUCUGGGGAAUUGUCGCUAUGAUCCUACUCCUCCUGAUAUUUGCUCUGAGCACACCAUGGGGCAUUAGACUUACUGGAUAUGAGACCUUCCGAAAGCUGCACUAUGUUCUUGCCAUGGUUUAUAUCGGCGCCUGCUGGGGCCACUGGAAGCAACUGAAGUGCUUUUUGCUUCCGUCCCUCAUCUUUUGGUUCCUCGACCGAGGUGCUCGCUUUAUUCGCACGGGUGUAUUGCAUUAUCAUCCGGGCGAAGAGUCAGGAAUGCUAGGCUUCAAGUCUAUCGAAGCUACCGUUGUGUGCUUUGUCGACGAGAACCAUGGGGAUGUUAUUCGCCUUGAAAUGGAAAACAUCCAGGAUACAUGGAACAUUGGUCAACAUUACUAUUUGUGCUUUCCGAAGAUUAGUAUGUGGCAAUCACAUCCAUUCACACCUCUCAACGCGCCAGUGAUUGCCAAGGGUCAGGUCAAGCAUUCAUAUAUACUACGAGCCAAGAAGGGCGAGACAAAAAGAAUUGCAGACCUUGCCUCCAAUGGCCGUUUGACUACACCGGUCAUUUUGACAGGGGCGUAUGGCGAGUCGAUCACCAAGAAUCUGGCACCCAAUACCAACAUUGUUUGCGUUGCUGGCGGUACUGGAAUCACUUAUGUGCUCCCAGUCCUGCUUGGUCUCGCUCAGCAGCCACCCUCUCCCAACAGAAAAUUGGAUCUGAUCUGGGUAAUCAAACAUGCGAGCAAUACCCAAUGGAUCCAGGAAGAGCUGGACCUCUUGCGAACAGUGCGGAAAGAUAUGAAUUUGAAAAUCCGGAUCUUUGCUACCAGAGAUCCGAGCAGCCAAGCCUCGUCAAAAGAAAGCACAUUACCAGUAAAAAAUGACGACGAGAAGGAUAUGAAAUCAUCACAAUCUUCACCAUCCGCUGACAUUUGUGACAGCGAAUUGGAUGUUCCAAUCAAGCUCGGUGGCGGAUCUGCAGACCGCAGCAGACAUCCCGAUCUACAGAAGUUAAUCACCGAAUUCCUAGACGACACAAUAGGGGGGCCAACAACCAUAUUUGCCAGCGGGCCUGGCAGUAUGCUCAGUGAUCUGCGGGACAUUGUCGCAACUUGCAAUUCUGCGUCCAAGGUGUGGAGUGGGCAGGAGAAGUUCGACGUCAGUCUGGUAUAUGAUGAUCGCCUUGAGUGGUAG
This is a messenger RNA of Penicillium canariense, 1932 nucleotides long. RefSeq names its product ferric reductase family protein. Gene Ontology annotation, cellular component: plasma membrane. NCBI's taxonomy places the organism in Eukaryota, Fungi, Ascomycota, Eurotiomycetes, Eurotiales, Aspergillaceae. The transcript has a single exon. The record is from RefSeq and is a predicted model, not a curated record. Gene Ontology annotation, biological process: intracellular iron ion homeostasis; copper ion import; iron ion transport. Gene Ontology annotation, molecular function: ferric-chelate reductase activity. The coding region runs from base 1 to 1932 and encodes 643 amino acids.